This is a messenger RNA of Rotaria sordida, 1416 nucleotides long. The record is from the annotation of a GenBank genome assembly. NCBI's taxonomy places the organism in Eukaryota, Metazoa, Rotifera, Eurotatoria, Philodinida, Philodinidae.
AUGAACAAUAUUCAACAACCUUUAAAAAUAUGUUUUAAAUGUUAUAAAAAUAUAUUUUUACGUUAUAUAAAUAUAAAUAUAAUAAAUGCCAAAAAAAAACCAGUACCAACAGUAAGUUUUGUUGGUGAACGUUCACGUCUUUAUCCAUCUAUUUACUGUUGGGGUUAUAUUGCUACAGGUGCAUUAGGUGUUUUUGAUUUUGUUAAUAAACGACCUGAUCCAAAACAAACUGAUCCAACACAACAAACUCGUCUUCAUCGUUCAAUUCCUUAUAGACAUCCAUUUUCUUAUGAACAUCGAAUAAAAAUAAAUCGUAUAGCAUGUGGAAAUGGUUUUACAUUAUUUUCAUCAAAUACAUUAAAAUAUGAUAAAUUAUGGGCAUGUGGCCUUAAUACAGAUAGUCAAUUGACAUUUUUUAAAGAUCGUAAUCAUCCAAAAGGUUUUGGUGAUUAUGUUAUUGUACCAAAAAUAAUUCAUUUACCUAUGAAACAUCCAAGAUCAACAAGAAUUAUACAAAUAGCAGCUGGUAGAGCACAUUCAGUUGUUUUAACAGAUAAAUCAGGUCUUUUCUCAUUUGGUAAUAAUGCAUUUGGUCAAUGUGCUCGUCAAAUAGUACCUGAUGAAAUUUAUAAAAAUAGUAUGUUAAUACAUUCAUUUAAUAUUGAUUUAAAUGAAAAUGAUGAUAAAAUAAUUGAUAUUGUUUGUGGUCAAGAUCAUACAUUAUUUCUUAGUGAAAAAGGUCAUGUUUAUGCUUGUGGUUUAAAUACAGAUGGACAAUUAGGUAUUGGUCAUUAUGAAUGUGUAUCACGACCAGAACGUGUUCGUGGUGAUAUUGAACAUGAACAUAUUGUACAAAUAGCAUCAAAAGGUGAUUCUAUAUUAGUUUUAAAUAAAUCCGGUGAUGUAUUUGGUUGGGGUAAUAAUGAAUAUCGUCAAUUAGGAAUAACUGAUGAGCCAAUUGAUUCACCGAAAUCAUUACAAUGUGCUCAACCACGACAUCUUCGUUUUCGUGAUGGAUCUUCAUUGAAAAACAUUAAAUGUAUUGCUUCUGGUGGUUCAUUAUGUUCAGCUGUUGAUCAUCAAGGUAAAUUAUAUAUGUGGGGUUUUGGUUUACUUGGUUUUGGACCAAAACAUACAACAAUUGAUAUACCACAACAAAUACCAAUGGAAUUAUUUGGACAAAAUGAAUUUAACUCUAAUGUUCAAAUUGAUUAUGUUACAUGUGGUUUACUUAGUACAGCAGCAAUAACAAAUAAUGGAGAAUUAUUUAUGUGGGGAAAAAAUCGAUAUGGUGCAUUAGGUGUUGAAUUUAAUGAAGAUGCACCUAUGCCAAUGCGUGUUUUUGUACCUGCUCGUGUUAUUUCUGUAACACUUGGACCUGAUCAUACAUUUGCUUUAUGUAAAGGAUAUGUAUAA